AGGAACAGCGGUGUCGCGCGCGCAGCUCUCGGACGGAGCGGAACGCGUGCACAGAAAUAACAAACAAACAAACAAACAAACAGAGAAACAGAGAGAAAAACAGAGAGUUCUGAGGAACGGAGGAGCGCAGGAACCUGACUUAAUAAAGGAGAACGGAGAACUUGCGCGGUUUAAACGGAGGAACACUAAAAACCACAAAAACAAGCUGCAAACAGGAGAAAAGAAGAAAAGGCUCGCGUAGAAGAAAAAAGGGGGUUUUCGCUUCUGCACGCGCCUGUUUUUCUUCUUUUUCUUUCUUUUUUCGUGCAUUUUUUUACCCACCCCGAGGAUCCGUUCCUGCGCUCGUGCAUGUGCAGGUCUGGGAGCUGAAGGGGUGUGCGGUAAGAGCACGCGGGACGGGAGGCAUGGCUGGGGGACGGAGGCUCGCGACAGCGGCGACAGCAGCAGCGGCGUGCAUGCAUCUGCAUCUGCUCCUGCACUGCCUAUGGAUACAGAGCUCUAGCGCAUCCGGCCAGUUCGAGCUGCAGCUGCUGUCCGUGCAGAACCCACGUGGAGAGCUGCAGAGCGGCGUGUGCUGUGACGGCUCACGCGACCCUGCCACUGAGGAGUGCACGCGGGACGAGUGCGACACGUACGUACGCGUGUGCCUGAAGGAGUACCAGUCGCGCGUGUCUGUGGGAGGGCCGUGCAGCUUCGGCAGUGGAUCCACGCCUGUGUUGGGGGGGAACACGGUGGCGCGAGAGGUUCUGGUUGGCGAGAGCCGCGCUCGCGUUGUUCUGCCCUUCAGCUUCGCCUGGCCGAGGUCGUACACAUUGAUCCUGGAGGCCAUGGACUUCAACAAUGACUCCAGCACUGGCAGUACGAGUGGUCAGCUGAUUGAGAAGGCGGUUCAGUCCGGCAUGAUUAACCCGAACCGUCACUGGCAGAUUCUGAGGCAUAACGGCCCUGUCGCUCAGUUCACGUAUCAGAUUCGCGUGAGCUGCGACGAGCACUACUACGGCGUCGGCUGCAACAAGUUCUGCCGACCCAGAGACGACUUCUUCGGCCACUACACCUGCGACCACAACGGAAACAAGACCUGCAUGGAGGGCUGGGCCAGUCCUGAGUGCAACACUGCGAUGUGUAGGCAGGGCUGCAGUGCUGAGCAUGGGUCCUGUAAGGUGCCGGGAGACUGCAAGUGUCUGUACGGCUGGCAGGGGGAGUUCUGUGAUCAGUGUAUUCCUCACCCGGGCUGUGUGCACGGGACCUGUGUGGAGCCCUGGCAGUGCCUGUGUGACACUAACUGGGGAGGACAGCUCUGUGAUAAAGACCUGAACACCUGUGGCACGCGGCAGCCCUGUCUGAAUGGAGGAACCUGCAGUAACACAGGACCAGACAAGUACCACUGCGCCUGUCCUGAGGGCUACUCCGGCCAGAACUGCGAGAGAGCGGAUAACGCCUGUCUGUCGGAGCCGUGUUUUAACGGGGGGAGCUGUGUGGAGAGCAGUCAGGGGUUCGAGUGCCGCUGCUCUCCAGGCUGGACCGGACCCUCCUGCACCAUCAAUGAAGACGACUGCAGUCCGAACCCCUGUAAUCACGCCGGUACCUGUGUGGAUCUCAUCAACGGCUUCAGGUGCCUCUGCCCCUCACAGUGGAGCGGCAAAACCUGCCUGAUCGAUGCUAAUGAGUGUGAUGAGAACCCGUGCGUGAAUGCCCACUCCUGCCGUAACCUGAUUGGUGGAUACUUCUGCGAGUGCCUCCCUGGUUGGACGGGACAGAACUGUGACAUCAAUGUUAACGACUGUCAGGGACAGUGUCUGAACGGAGGAUCUUGUAAGGACCUUGUGAACGGCUAUAAGUGUGUGUGUGCUCCGGGUUUCGCGGGCGAGCACUGCGAGAGAGAUAUCGACGAGUGCGCCAGCCACCCCUGCCUCAACAGGGGGCGGUGCCAGGAUGAUGUCAAUGGAUUUCAGUGCCUCUGUCUGCCUGGUUUCUCAGGAAACCUGUGCCAGCUGGAUAUUGAUUACUGUGUAGGAAACCCCUGUCAGAACGGCGCUCAGUGUUUAAACCUGGCGAAUGAUUAUUACUGUAAAUGUCCGGAUGAUUAUGAGGGUAAAAACUGCUCCCACCUCAAAGACCACUGCCGGACCACGCCCUGCCAAGUGAUUGACAGCUGCACGGUUGCCGUGGUAUCAAACAGCAGCGCAGGCAGCGUGCGGUUUAUCUCCUCUAACGUGUGCGGACCUCACGGACGCUGCCGCAGCCACGCCGGCGGACACUUCAGCUGCGAGUGUGACGAGGGAUUCACCGGCACCUACUGUCACGAGAAUAUAAAUGAUUGUGAGAGCAGUCCGUGUGGUAAUGGAGGGACGUGUAUUGAUAAAGUGAAUGUGUAUCAGUGUAUCUGCGCUGACGGCUGGGAGGGACCAAACUGUGAAACCAAUAUAGACGACUGCAGCACUAACCCGUGCCGGGACCGCGGCGUGUGUCGAGACCUGGUGAACGACUUUUACUGCGAGUGCAAGAACGGCUGGAAGGGAAAGACCUGUCACUCACGUGAGAGUCAGUGUGAUGAGGCCACCUGUAAUAACGGAGGGACGUGCAGCGAUGAGGGGAACUCCUUUAAGUGCAUGUGCACACCUGGGUGGGAGGGGACCACCUGUAAUAUAGCGAAGAACAGCAGCUGUCUUCCCAGUCCGUGUGAGAACGGAGGCACCUGUGUGGUCAGCGGAGACGGCUUCACCUGUGUGUGUAAAGAGGGCUGGGAGGGUCUGACCUGCAGCCAGAACUCGAAUGACUGCAACCCACACCCAUGCUACAACAGUGGGACCUGUGUGGACGGAGAUAACUGGUACCGGUGUGAGUGCGCCGCGGGCUUCGCCGGACCCGACUGCCGCAUCAAUAUUAACGAGUGUCAGUCGUCUCCGUGUGCGUUCGGCUCCACCUGCAUCGACGAGAUCAACGGCUACCGCUGCUUGUGUCCGCCGGGGAGAACCGGGGCCAGGUGCCAGGAAGUAACGGGACGUCCCUGUAUGGUGGGGGGUCGGAUGGUGGCUGAUGGGUCGAGGUGGGAGGAGGACUGUAACUCCUGCUACUGUCAGAACGGCCGAACGUCCUGCACCAAGCUGUGGUGCGGUCCGAGGUCCUGCCGGGUGGUCGGAGGGGGGCGGGGCGACUGUCCCGCGGGUCAGUCCUGCGUCCCGCUGCGGGAGGAGCACUGCUUCGUCAAGCCGUGUCCCGUGCAGGGCGAGUGCCGAUCGGGUCAAAGGUCACCGGUCCGGAACCAGUGUCACCCGGAGAGCAACUGCGCCAACGUCACCUUUACCUUCAUCAAGGACAGCAUGCCUCAGGGUGUAACGGUGGAGCAGGUGUGUCGGGAGUUACGGAGUCUCUCUGUGGUGAAGAACCUCUCCUCCGAGUUCUUCAUCUCCAUAACCUGCGAGCCGUCCACCACCUCCAGCAACGAGAUCCACGUCACCAUCGUGUCUGAUGACGGCGUGGGCAGCGAUGCUGCGGUUAAAGAAAUCACGGACUGGAUCGUGGACCUGGUGAGCAAACGCAGCGCCAACGGCACCAUCCUCACCGCCAUCGCCGAGGUCCGAGUGCAGCGCCGGCAGAACAGCAGCCAAAACGAUUACCUGGUGCCGGUUCUGGUGUCCGUGGUGACGGUGAUCUGGGUAAUGGCGCUGGUGUCGGUGCUGCUGUGGUGCGUGCGGCGGCGACGCAAGCAGAACGCCAGCGCCACGGCAACUGGCCACGCCUCCCAGUCGACGCCGGCGAGCGCCGAGGAGAACAACGCGGUGAACAACGCCCGGGAGCACCUGAACCAGAUCAAGAACCACAUCGAGAAGAACCAGGCGUCCAACGGCAACGACGGCAAGCUGCACGGUGACGACAAGAACUCGGUCAGCGCCAAAAUCAGGACGCACUUUACUUCGGAGCCGAGCGCCGGCCAAUCGGACGAGGACGCGGACACGGACAAGCGGCUCCACAAGGCCCGGUUCCCACGGCAACCGGCGUACACCCUGGUGGACCGGGAGGAACGGCCGUGUUUGAACGGGAACGCCGGGAAGCACUGGAGUAACAAGCGCGACAACAGAGACCUGGAACAGUCUCAGAACAGUUUACACAGAAUGGAGUAUAUCGUAUAGCGACCGCUGGCAAAAACAACUGACACCGGUUGGAUAACGAUGUGCUGCUGCUGUCGCUGACACCAUGGAAACAACCGCGCAAUGAUAGGAUCAAGCGGAAAGGUGACGGACAGACAGAAAAGAAAAAAACGAGAGAAAGAGAGCCGAGUUCACUCCUGAGUUAUUAACCGAAAAACGAAAAGCUUCGCACUUCGUACGCAAAAACGAAACGGAACAAAAAAAAAGAUUCCGAAGAAUAAAACGAAAAAAAUCCUGCAACCAAAACCCACGUUAAAGACGCGCUGGCUGAUUCGGUGACGUCGUCACGGGGGGCUGGUGUUCCAAGUGGACAAAGACUCCGAGACUCGGCGACACAAUGGACGUUUCGUUUCUAGGGGGCGGGUUUAGGAGGAAAGAAUAAAAGCCCUUUUAUAAAACAAUGGCGCCACCCUGGUGUCUCCUUUGUUUUCCCGUAGUGACGAAUUAUUAGCGAUAAACGAUCCCCGGUAUCGGCAGCGUCACCGCGCCGUGGACAAAUUUAAACCGCGUCCAGUCGAGUGACGGAGGGCACGUGGCUUUGCACUCUCAGCUUCUUCUCCUCUCAGUGUUUUCCUGAGAUCAGCUCACAGGGACCUGAAGUUUAGACCUGAGCUCAACAUCGUCUGAGCUCAACGUGUUCAAACCGUUGAAAAAAGCUGAUCUGAGACCAGCUCGGCUGGUUCUGUUUUAAUGGUUAAUAUUAUGGUUUGGGUUUGAUGGGCUGGUUAUAGAACUGUGCGACAGGUAAACAGGUUAACUCUGUUAAACGAGUCCCUAGUUAGAGAAUGAAUACCACAACAACCACCUAAACUUUAUUACUAUUAUUUAUUAGCAAUUUUUUAAAUAUUCUUCUUUUUCAGUUUUUUUUUUAUAUAUAUUUUGUUUGAUUUUUUUUUUUUUUUUAGCUUUAUUUUUCUGCCUUGUUUUAUUUUAUUUUAUUUUUAUUCUUUUUUAGUUUUUCCAGAUUGUUCAGUUUUAUUUUUAGUUUUGUUCUGUUUGCAGGUGGGCAGGUCGAACCUAUUUCAGCAUUCUCUCUUGCAAUAUGAAGAAUUAUUUUGUGGACGUAGAAAUCGGCGGUGUUUUGUAGAUUCUGUAUGUACAUAUUUUUUAAUUAAUCACUGUGUAUAUUUGAUUUAUUAAAUUAAUAAUCAAGAGCCUAUCAUUCCUUUUUUCUUUUUUAUUUAUGUGCUUUGUAUAGAUUCGAAGGUUUGACAGCUUUGUAAGCUUUCUACUUCUUUAUUUUUUUGGAGAAAAUAUUGUUUCACGUUUUCGUAAAAAAAAAAAAAAAAAAGCCAAAAGUGUUGUUUGAGAGAAUAGUUUUAUUUUUGAACUGUAUGAUGGUGAUGAUGGGUGUCGUUUUUCAUGCCUGAAUGCGAAAGCGUUGUUCCGAGUUUUGUAACCAGGUUUGGUUUGAUGUUUGUUAGGAUUAUUUUUGUAUUGAACUAAAAAAAAAACUGAUGGAGGAGAAAAUGACGAUUUCUCUGAACAAAAAAAUCACUUUUCUACAAAGACAAACAGAACUGAGACCCUGUUUACACCUGGUCACUUCAUGUGAAUAGAAUCUGGAUUGUAUCCUGAUUAGAUUUGAACCGUUCGCGUUUACACUUGGUAGUUAAAAGCAUCUCAGUUUAAUCAGACUGAAAUCCAAUUGCUGUGUAGAAUAUAAUUCUUCAUUUAAAUGCGUCUCAGACCAUCUUCUAAUAAAGUGGUUUGAGUGAUUGGAUCUGUAUCUGUUUUAAAUGUGUCUCAGACCAUCUCCUGAAGUGGUUUUAGUGAUCGAAUUUGUACCUUUUUUUAAUUUAGUCUCAGACCAUCUUCGAAAGUGAACAGUUUGAAUGAUCAGAUCUGUAUCUGUUUCAAAUGCGUCUCAGACCACCUCCUGAAAUGGUUUUAUGAUCAGAUUUAGAUUUGUGUUUAGUGAGUUUCAGACCACCUCCUAAAGUGAUCAGUUUAAGUGAUCAGAUUUGGAUUUGUUUUAAAUUAGUCUUAGACCACUUCCUGAACUGGUUUGAGUGAUCAGAUCUGUAUCUGUUUUAAAUGCGUCUCAGACCACCUCCUGAAAUGGUUUAAAUGAUCAGAUCUGAAUCUGAUUUAAAUUCAUUUCAGACCAUCUCCUAAAAUGGUUUGAUUGAUAGGAUCUGUAUCUGUUUUUAAUUAGUCUCAGACCAACUUCUAAAGUGAUUUGAUUGAUCGGAUCUGAAUCUGUUUUAAAUUUGUCUGAGACCAUCUCCUGAAGUGAACAGUUUGAGUAAUGGCAUUUGUAAUUGUUUUAAGUGCGUCUCAGACCAACUCCUAAAGUGGUUUGAGUGAUCAGAUUUGUAUCUGUUUUAAAUGAGUCUCAAAUCACUUCCUGAAGUAGUUAAAGUGAUCAGAUCUGAAUCUGAUUUAAAUUCAUUUCAGACCAUCUCCUAAAGUGGUUUGAUUGAUAGGAUCUGUAUCUGUUUUUAAUUAGUCUCAGACCAACUUCUAAAGUGAUUUGAUUGAUCGGAUCUGAAUCUGUUUUAAAUUUGUCUGAGACCAUCUCCUGAAGUGAACAGUUUGAAUGAUCAGAUCUGUAUCUGUUUUACAUUUGUCUUAGACCAACUUCUGAAGUGGUUUGAUUGAUCGAAUCUAAAUCUGGUUUAAAUGUGUUUUAAGUGUGUUUACACUUGUAUUUUAAGUGGUUUGGUCUUAUCCAGGUUUAAUCCAGAAAUUCGAGAUGCAUAAAGUGACCAGGUGUGAACAGAGUUUAAGACUUUCUGGAAUGGUGUAGUUUUUGUACACUUAAAAUAAAGGUACUUCAUUCAAAUGGCUCUAUGAACAUGGUUCUAGAACCUUUUGAAGUAUCUUUAUCUAUAUCUAGAACGUUCUGUCACCACUUUAUUUCUAUUGUGAUGAAUUACAGUAAGUUCCCAUAGCAGUAUUGUUUAGUGAUGAGCAGAUAGAGCCCGUAGCCUCCGGUUCUGGUGAACAGAUGACUGACGGAUGAGCGUGAGAUGAGCAAAAACGAUGAUAAUAAGACGAUUUUCUCUUUUCUGGAAAAGGGAAAUUCUUGCGUAGUUCUUUCCUAAUUCAGAUCAUCAUGAUUAUCUAGAGUUUAUCCAGAUUUCAGGAGAUAAUGAAGAGAGAACGGCAGGUCCUGACCACACGCUCUGAUACUCGCACCGUUAUUUUAGGCCUCUCUGAUUUAUAAAGAGUAAAUUUCAGAUCCACUCUAGUGUUAAAUUUAGGCCAGAACUUGAGAAUGUUUUGUGUUUCUUGAUUUUUUUUUAAAUGAUGUCGCUCCUGGCAAUGAGUCGUGUCUGUUUUUUUGUUUAUUGUUUAUUUGUGUUGUUGGAAAGUAAUAUUUAUUAAAGACUUUGUAAGAAAUAAUA
Molecule: messenger RNA, 7501 nt
Organism: Astyanax mexicanus (Mexican tetra)
Lineage: Eukaryota; Metazoa; Chordata; Actinopteri; Characiformes; Acestrorhamphidae
Gene: jag1a
Product: jagged canonical Notch ligand 1a
Exons: 26
Coding region: 405-4130 (1241 amino acids)
Biological process (GO): multicellular organism development; cell communication; Notch signaling pathway
Cellular component (GO): membrane
Molecular function (GO): Notch binding; calcium ion binding
Source: RefSeq, a predicted model, not a curated record